CGCGAACCUGAGCACUUUUAAACGAAUGGUUGUUUACGUUUCCCGAUACAUGGGCCCCCAAAUCGUGUGAAAUGUCGCCGUUUUUAAGGGACUAAAAUCGAUAAUAUUGAUUAUUUUAUCGAUUGCUAGUCGAAAGGUGACGGUUUCGGGACGUUAGGGCAAAGGAGUUCGGAGUAACAGGUGUUUGAAAGUGCAUGUGAAAAUUCAUCAAAUGGACUUGGACAACCAUCAGCCAUGCGACGGACUAGACUUUAUCGUAGAACAUCCGGAGUACGUGGCAAAACUAGCUACAGCCCUAAACGCCAUCGGCCCUACAGCCAUCAGAGUGAGGAAGCAAAUGUUCGAAUUGCUUGCCGCUUUGUGUGCGCACAACGAGGAUGGCAGGAUCAGGACACUGGAAACUUUAGAUUAUUACAAGAAACUCAAGAAGCAAAAAUACAGGAUGGCCUUUAUAGUUCAAGAAUUGGAACAAGCGCGCACUACAGAUUACCAAACAGCUCUAGUAGCUUUUAUCAAUUGCCUCAUCAUAUCAACGUCGAAUUUAAUCGACAGAAUAAGGAUCAGGAAUGAGUUUUUUGAAUGCCAGCUACUCCAAGUUCUAAAUAAAAUUAGAAACUCCAAACCAGAACCAGACUUGUCGGCUCAAAUAGAUGUGUUCGAUGAACAACACAAAAGCGACCAAUCUGAACAUCAAAUUGAGUUUAAAAGCGUGGAUUUAGAUUCACCUUUGGAUAUUUUUUAUGCUAUACUUAAAAAGGUCGCUGAUACGUCACACGCAGCCCCCUUUCUCAGCAUUCUCCAAAGUCUACUAAGCAUCGACCCAGAUGAUCCUCUCAGUGACAUUAUAUGGGAAAACUUAGAAAAACUAGUCCAAAAAGCAAUAGUUUUAGAUAAACACGAAGAUAUACCAAAGUUAGCCCGAUUAAACUCUAGAACCAAGUUAAACUGUACCUGUCAGCAAAGCAACAGUAAUAGAAGACAAUCUGGGGUGGCAUUGAAUACUCCUUAUGGCCCAUUGUCACCACCACCACCAAAUUCAUCAUCAGCACCUCCUCCACCUCCAUUUCCACAAGCCAUACCACCUCCACCGCCACCAAUAGCGCCUCCACACAUACCGCCACCUCCUCCGCCAAAUCAAGCCAUGAGAAAAAAUUUACCGCCAGACAAGGAACCCAUAAUUGAACUUUUGCCUCAGCAAGAAAUCCCAGCACCGAAGUCCAAAAUGAAAACGGUGAAUUGGAAUAAGAUUCCCAGCAACAAGGUUGUCGGUACCAAUAAUAUUUGGACCCAAGUAGCUCACAGACACCAAAAUUCUCCAUUGGCAGACAUUGACUGGUCAGAAAUGGAAGGACUGUUUUGUCAGCAAGGGCCAGCUGCGAUCGAUAAUGCUGACAAUGCUGGAAAUAAUGAAGAGAGAUGUUUGAGAAAAACCAGAAAUCAAACACAAGAGAUAACCCUUCUAGAUGGCAAACGAAGCCUAAACGUCAAUAUUUUUCUAAAACAAUUUCGAAGUUCCAACGAAGACAUAAUCCGUCUCAUACGAAAUGGCGAACACGACAAAAUCGGUAUUGAAAAGCUGAAAGGUCUGCUGAAAAUUUUACCCGAAGUCGACGAGCUCGACAUGCUGAAAUCUUUCAAAGGUGACGUGCUGAAACUGGGAAACGCUGAAAAUUUUUUAAUGCAGUUAACGAGUUUGUCUAAUUAUAAGUUGAGAAUCGAAAGUAUGCUCCUCAAAGAGGAAUUUGAAUCGAACAUGAGCUACGUGAAGCCCAGCAUUAAUUCGAUGGUAAUAGCUGCCCAAGAAUUGAUGACCAAUAAAGCGUUGCAAGAGGUUUUGUAUAUGGUGUUGAUUGCUGGAAAUUUUUUGAAUGCGGGUGGUUACGCUGCAAAUGCUGCGGGUGUAAAACUGACUUCGUUGCAAAAAAUAAUGGAUAUUCGAGCCAACAAGCCAAAUAUGAAUCUAAUUCAUUUUGUAGCCCAGCAAGCAGAAAAAAGAGGCAACGUGUUGCUAUCUUUUACAGACAAUAUUGGCAUAUUGGAAGAUGCAGCAAAGACUACAGUGGAACAACUCAAAAACGAAAUCUCAACUUUAGAAGAGCGUAUAAGAAAAAUCAAAAAACAAAUCGAACUUCCAGUAACUGAGCCCGAAAUCAAAGAACAAAUGACAGAGUUUCUAUUGAUGGCGACAAACGAUGUCUCCAAUCUUCAAAAAGAGCUCAAAAAAUUAGACACAGUAAGAAAACAAUUAGCUGAGUUCUUUUGCGAGGAUCUCAGCUCGUUUAAAAUCGAAGAAUGCUUUAGGAUUUUCCAUACGUUUACAUGCAAAUUUAAACAGGCUGUCAUAGAGAACGAAAGAAGAAAGUACCAGGAAGAACAGGCGAAUGCUAGAAAAAGACAAAGAGAGGAAUUGUUGGCAGCUAAAAGAAGACAAAUGGAAAACAUCAAUGGUUCCGAUGACGGUUUCAUCGAAAUGCAAAUUUACGGAUCUGGAAUUGGAAAUUCCAGGAAAAGUUUCAACGGUGAAGAUGAAUUUUUCGCCACAUCUCCAUUACUACCCAGACACCGAUUGAGUUCGUUCAAUGGCAACGGUAUGGAUAAUGAAAAGGACUCGCCAGAUUCAUCACCAAACGGUAGUUUACGUAGAAGAAGAACCAGCAAAGGAAUGAUAGACGAUCAAGGCAAUUUAAUGGACUUUUUACGAAAUUCUAGCGAUUGCAGUAACAGAGAGCGUAGAUCUUGGGGCAGUUUGGAUCGAUCUUGGGCUAGAAAAGCCAAAGGAACUGGCCCCAAAAAACGACCGAAUUUACUUACAGCCGAUUUUUUGCUUGAAAGGGACAGAACCACAACACCAUCACCGGUGAUUGAAGUUAAAGGCUCUUGCUCGGCUCCCGAAGAAGAAUCUUUACCAAAAAUCGAAUCUCGCUUGAAACACAGUGAAUCAAAUCUGGAAACAAAACCAAAAGACAAAUCUGCCUGGCGCAAGUCUACAUUGAAUGUACCUAAUAGUACUGAAGAAAUACGUAAUAGUCAUCGCAGAGAAAGCCAUAACAAUAUGGAAAACAGUAGAGUUGAUAUUUUGCAACCCAUAAUGGAAAGUAACGAUAGGAAAGAGCUCAUUGGUUCGUUAGGCAAAAACAUGGAUAAGGAUAGUUUGACGUUAUAUAUUAGGAGGCCAACGUUGGAAACAGAGCCCAAAAUUGAAGUACCAACAAUAAAAUCGCCAGUGAUAGUUCCAGUUUCUCCUGAACCUCCAAUCAUCUACAAACCAUUCAAAGACUCAACUCUGACCAACAACAAAAUCGACAUCGACCAGGACAACGUGCAAACUCCACCAAUGCUCAGGAAAACUUUCAUUUCACCCACGCCUACAGAAAGACGUGAAGUUCCGAAGCCGAGCCCUUGCAAACGAAUUUUGAAUGCCGCCGCUGCGGAAAGUCGAGAAUUCGAUUUGGAUAUUAUGGGCGAUGGACAGUUUAAUAGGUUUUCGCCUACAAGACGUACAAGACGACAAGUACGAACUCAACAAAAAAGCCCACCAAAAUUGCUCAAAGAAAAAAGCCCCGAGGAUGAUAAAGCUCUUCUCAGCACCAGCCAGAAUAGUAUUUUAGGAGAUUUCGUGUCUCCGGUUUAUAUAAAGGUGGAUAAAGAUGAAGAAGACCCCAAAGUUGAAUAUACCCCAUCAACAACCAAAUCUAGUCGAUACUCUAUAAGCGAUUUACCUGUGAAAGUUGACAAAACAUUUUCCAUAAACAGUCUCGAUCCAUCACCAGCAAAAACCAAAUCCAAUAAUUCCACAAUUAAAAAUCCAAUCUUGAGAACAAACUCGAUUGUUGACAAAAACGCUAAAAAUGCUAAAAACUUAGCUCCAAUAAUUAAACCAACCUUGAGACGUAAUGUUUCAAUUACCAAUCCGAAAACCAAAAUGUCCAAUAGCUCAGAAAAUUUUAUCGAAGCCAAAAGUAACAACGUGAAACGUAGUGCUUCGAUUUCGACAGCGCCAGUAUCCAGAAGGUCUCAGCCGAUGGGAUUUAUGAAACCAACAACUUCCAGUACCACCAAAUCUAGUGCACCAACUACAAGAAGGAGUUUUUCGAUAAGAGGCAGGAAUUAAAGCGUUCUGCUGAAGAUUACUGUAUGGGUGUUUGGGAAAUGAUCACCGGGAUGCUACUGCAAAUAAAUUUUUAUUUUAGGAAUCUUGAUUUUUACUUACCAAGGUAUUGAGCCAGUUGUUUUGUUCAAGUCAUAAUGACACAGCUAAAGAUGCAGUUGAUUUGUAAAUUUUCCAGAAAUCAAAAAAUUAGGUUCAAAGUGCAAUAUUUAUACAACGAUCAAUGGCACAAGAUAAAUUAUUAAUUUUUUUAGAUGCAUGUUCUCGACGAAUUAAUUUUCCAUUAUUUAUUAGAUAUUAUUAUUGAUUGAGCCAGCAAAACGAACACUAAUAAUUUAUUAAUUUAUUUUUUAUAUUGUGUAUUAUUUACUAAGAUGUUAACGUUAAUUUUGAAUAUUGAAUUUAUAUGAAUAAAAUGCAUGUUGACAAAAUCCUA
Molecule: messenger RNA, 4544 nt
Organism: Ceutorhynchus assimilis (cabbage seed weevil)
Lineage: Eukaryota; Metazoa; Arthropoda; Insecta; Coleoptera; Curculionidae
Source: the annotation of a GenBank genome assembly